Messenger RNA from Strongylocentrotus purpuratus (purple sea urchin), 1886 nucleotides. RefSeq lists its product as uncharacterized. Gene Ontology annotation, cellular component: membrane. The transcript is spliced from 10 exons. NCBI's taxonomy places the organism in Eukaryota, Metazoa, Echinodermata, Echinoidea, Camarodonta, Strongylocentrotidae. Gene Ontology annotation, biological process: netrin-activated signaling pathway. The record is from RefSeq and is a predicted model, not a curated record. The coding region runs from base 188 to 1744 and encodes 518 amino acids. Gene Ontology annotation, molecular function: netrin receptor activity.
AAGCUGUUAGUGAUAAAUAUGAGAAUGCAAUGAGAAAUUAGUACUAGUAAAUAAAACAUAAUUAUUUAUGUAUAGAUGAGCUGCUAAACCAUAUUAACAAACAAUACAGGUCCAGACUCUCAAGCUUGAAGAUGUCCAGUGUCCCACACAAGAUUCAUCCCGUCACCUAGCAGAAGCACUUUGUUCUAUGCCAAACCUGACUGACCUUAUACUGUCUAGAAGGAAUCUUAAUAAGGAGUUCUUCUAUACAUUGAAAGCAAAGGCAUCAUCCAUAAAGUUGACCGAAAUUAACACCAAAGCGAAGCAGUUGCUCCCUAAGGGUACAUCAAGCAUGUCUGUGAAUGAACCUUCUGGAGCAACACCAGGCAGAACUGAAACCAGAGACGUACAAAAAACGACAGAAGGCAGAGGCGGAAGAGAUAUGAGGAAAACAACAACAGCAACAACAACAGCAGCAGCAACGACAGCAGCAACAACAUUCCCUUCCAUGUAUGCCAGUCCGCAAGCAGCAUCAGCAACAUUCCCUCCCAUACGUGCCAGUUUACAAUCAGCAGGAGCAAUGUUCCCUCCCAUGCAUGCUGGUUCACAAGCACCAGCAGCAGCAAAUGUCAGCCAAGAAUCAAGAUGGCUGCACCUCGACACAACAGACGAUGGCAACCAAGUCCACUGGGAUUUUCUGACCGACUGUCCUCAAGAACUUACCCUCCAAGAUAAUGAAGCAGUAAUAUCAUGCGGCAUCAGAUUCUCGCCUUCUAGAGCCAAGCUGAGCAAACCUAUCAAGGUCACAUUGGACCAUAAUGCCCACUUCUUCAAUCCAAGACGUGCAGAAAUCGUCUUCUACACGCGUAAAAAAGACUCAAAAUCUUUUGAAAGAAUUCCUGCAUCCACCAGCAGUUACCCACGUUGUGAUGUCAGAGGAAAAGACUUGGAUCUCUAUGUAGAUCAUUUCUCCGAUUGGUGGAUUGUGGCUCUGCUCACAUGGUGCUUUGGUGGAAAGAGGGUCAACUGCACGCCAUAUGUAAAACCACCUGUUAGGAAAGAGUUCUCCCACUGUGUGUUUCUUUGCAUCUAUGACGAUCUCUCGGAUGUUAUUCAUAAAAUAGAUAAAGAAAUGAAAAAGUACACAGAGCUCCAUCCGACCCAGCAAAUGUUCAUAGAAAGGAAGCAUGGAGAUAUCAAUAUCAAGUUGUUUGAGGGCCUAAAGGAAAACGAAAAGGAAAUUGGCGAGCAGAUACUAGGUGAAAGGGAUAUGAUCUACCGCAUUAACUGGAAACAAUUCUCCUUUGAAGUGAAGCCACUCGAGCUGGAGGAGUGCCAAAAGCUUCUCAAAUUCACCUUGAAUCAAAAAGAGUCUCUCUCUGACCCUACUUCGAUGAAAUUUUACUUGCGAUAUGAUGAUAUGGGAACAAUAAGAACAACAACAGCAGCAACAUUCCCUCCCAUGCAUGCUGGUGCACAAGCAGCAGAGGUGUCAACACUAUCACAAGAUAAUCUGAAAUCAGAUAGAAAACUUGAAAAACUAUCGAAACACAUGCCUCCUGGGACUUACACAAUGUUAUGCACACAUCUUGGCAUCGGAUACGACCAAGCUAACGCCAUCCUAGCCAGGUUUAACAUGGACUACCAGAGAGCUACAAGGGAUUGCUUGGCACAGUGGAAGACAUUGACUGGUGGUAAUAUGGACGAGCUGGAGACUAUCCUACAGGAUGCAGAGGUUGGAGAUUUAGUGAAGUAUAUAAAGUAAUCAUGCGAAGCUUCCAACUGGUGCAAUAUGAACUCUUUGGUCUGUAUUCUAGUCAAUCUUAAACGUGACACUGUGUUUAGGCUUUCGUUCAAAUCGCAGUUCAACAAAGGAACUGUGAAAUGACGGGAAUCAAGAAUGUGGA